GGGCUUUCGAAAUACAGUUUUUCGAAAAUUUUUGGCAAUUUUUUUAAAGACGAUGUUUUCUUGGAUAAACAUUCCUCAAGCACCCGAAGCAACUUGGUUAGAGGUAACGACACUAUAUGUUAGCAACUACUUAAAAAGGAUCACCUACUCUGAAUUCGAUCAUCCUGAAAAAACUAUUGUAUUAAGGAACGUACCGUCUAUAUCUGUUGGAGAAGAACUAUUUGGAAUUGAUUUCAAACCUCUCAUAUUUUUGUCAUCUUUUUAUGUACAGACACUUAAAGCCGAAAUAAAAAUGCCCAGCGGGAACAUAGACAAACCCGUAAUCGAAGAUAACCACGAUGGUACUGUAACAAUAAAAUACGACCCUCGCGAAGAAGGUGUCCAUGAACUAGCUGUGAAAUUCAACGGUGAACACGUCCAAGGUUCGCCUUAUAAAAUCCACGUAGAUUCUAUUAGUUCCGGUUACGUGACAGCUUACGGUCCAGGUUUAACACAUGGAGUCACAGGAGAGCCUAGCAAUUUUACAAUUUCCACCAAAGGAGCUGGAGCAGGUGGAUUGUCCAUGGCUGUCGAAGGACCAAGCAAAGCAGAAAUUAGUUGCCACGAUAAUAAAGAUGGAACUGUUUCUGUAUCGUAUCUGCCAACUGCCCCUGGAGAGUAUAAAAUUUCUGUUCGAUUUGGAGACAAACACAUUAAAGGUUCUCCAUUUAACGCGAAAAUAACUGGAGAAGGCAGAAAACGUAACCAAAUAUCAGUAGGAUCCUGCAGUGAGGUAUCUCUUCCUGGUAAAAUAUCCGAUGCGGAUAUCAGAUCACUUAACGCAUCAAUCCAAGCUCCCAGCGGUUUAGAGGAACCUUGCUUUUUAAAAAGUCUCCCGGCUGGAAACAUCGGAAUCUCAUUUACGCCUAGAGAAAUUGGAGAACACGUAGUCAGCGUCAAAAAAAUGGGUAAUCACAUUACAAACUCUCCCUUCAAAAUCAACGUUUGUGAACGAGAAGUUGGAGAUGCUAAGAAAGUUAAAGUUACUGGUACUGCUCUGAAAGAAGGUAAAACACAUAUGGAUAAUACGUUUACUGUGGAUACUAGGAAUGCUGGUUUUGGUGGACUUUCUCUGUCUAUUGAAGGACCUAGCAAAGCAGAAAUCCAAUGUAACGAUAAUACUGAUGGUACAUUGAACAUUUCUUAUAAACCCACUGAACCAGGAUAUUAUAUCGUUAAUCUUAAGUUUGCUGACCAUCAUUUAGACGGAUCGCCAUUUACUGUUAAGGUUACUGGUGAAGGCUCAAACCGACAAAGAGAAAAGAUUCAAAGGCAAAGAGAAGCAGUGCCUAUUACAGAAGUUGGCAGUCAAUGUAAACUUACAUUUAAAAUGCCAGGUAUUACCUCAUUUGAUCUCAGUGCUACGGUAACAUCUCCUGGUGGGGUAACUGAAGAUGCUGAAAUUAAGGAAGUUAAAGAUGGACUUUACGCUGUUCAUUUUGUACCAAAAGAACUUGGAGUUCACACCGUUUCUGUUAGAUACAAGGACAUUCAUAUUCCUGGUUCUCCAUUCCAAUUCACUGUUGGUCCAUACAGAGAUCAUGGUGCUCAUUUAGUAAAAGCCGGAGGAGUUGGUCUAGAACGAGGAGAACAAGGUGAAAUCAACGAAUUCAACGUAUGGACUAGAGAAGCAGGAAGUGGUCAACUUGCAAUUUCAGUAGAAGGUCCCAGCAAGGCCGAAAUCAACUUUACCGACCGUGAAUACCGCAUUGGUUUGAAAUUCAACGACGAGCAUGUACCAGAUUCACCCUUCAAAGUCUACAUAUCGCCAGCCGUGGGUGAUGCUCAUCUCCUGGAAGUAGCGCAGUUCCCUGAAGGCUACAUCCAAGCCGACAAACCAUCCCAAUUUAUAGUCAGAAGGAAUGGAGCCAAGGGUGAUUUGGACGCUAAAAUUAUUGGACCAUCGGGUCACGAAGAUGAUUGUUUCGUCCAAAUAAUUGACAUGGAGGAAUAUUCAGUCAGGUUUAUGCCUAGGGAAAAUGGCGUUCACAAGAUCCACGCCAAAUUCAACGGAGUUCACAUUCCUGGUUCUCCUUUCAGCGUGAAGGUAGGCAAAGACACUGCCGAUCCUGCCGCUGUACACGCCAGUGGAAAUGGGCUUAAAGAAGUAAAAACUGGAAUGAAAACUGAUUUCAUAGUCGACACUGUGAACGCAGGCAGUGGCACAUUAGCUGUCAACAUUGAUGGUCCUAGCAAGGUAUCCAUGGACUGCACAGAAGUGGAGGAAGGCUACAAAGUUCGAUACACACCUUUAGCGCCAGGAGACUACUAUAUUAGUAUAAAAUACAACAACCAUCACAUAGUCGGAUCACCAUUCAAAGUGACGAGUAAAGGUGACAAAAAAGUAGCAGAUAUUGGUGGCCAAGAGUCAUCGUCGGUGGUAGUAGAGACAGUAGCGAAAGUGGGAAAAGCCAAUAACAAUAAAGGACCAACGUUGCCACAGUUCAAGAGUGACGCCACUAAAGUACAAUCUAAGGGAAUGGGACUGAAGAAAGCAUACCUAGGAAAACAGAACCAAUUCACAAUAUCGGCUCAAAAUGCUGGUGUGAACAUCUUGUUUGUGGGUAUUCAUGGUCCUAAAGGACCCUGUGAAGAAGUAUUUAUAAAACACCAAGGACAUAAUCAAUAUGCCGUCAAUUACAUGGUUCGUGAUAGGGGUGACUAUUUAGUAAUAGUGAAAUGGGGUGACGAUCAUAUCCCUGGUUCGCCAUUUAAAGUAGAAGUUUAGUUAUUUAAUUAAUUUUAUUUUUAUAUAAAUAUAUAUAUAAUUGUUAAAUUGUUCUUUUUUUACUCAAAAAGCCAUUAUAUAAAUAGUAUUAUAAAAUACUUCUCUUUUUAUUCUGUAUAUAACAGUUUUAAAAAACAAUGUAUGCCUGUUUUGGUCACAAAUGUUUAUUUAAAUUUUUGUUCUGUAAAAUUCGUUUUAAUUAUGUGACUAAUUAUAAGAAAAGUAAACUUAUAGUAUUAUAAAAUACUUUACU
Molecule: messenger RNA, 3020 nt
Organism: Psylliodes chrysocephalus
Lineage: Eukaryota; Metazoa; Arthropoda; Insecta; Coleoptera; Chrysomelidae
Source: the annotation of a GenBank genome assembly